Messenger RNA from Solea senegalensis (Senegalese sole), 3252 nucleotides. RefSeq names its product cellular communication network factor 6 (gene ccn6). Gene Ontology annotation, molecular function: heparin binding; integrin binding. Bases 1924 to 2967 code for a protein of 347 amino acids. Gene Ontology annotation, cellular component: extracellular matrix; extracellular region. Gene Ontology annotation, biological process: cell adhesion; signal transduction. NCBI's taxonomy places the organism in Eukaryota, Metazoa, Chordata, Actinopteri, Pleuronectiformes, Soleidae. The record is from RefSeq and is a predicted model, not a curated record. The transcript has 8 exons.
CAUCACUGCACGGCGACAUGAAAGUGCCGUGACGUUGUUUUAUAUGCGACACUGACGACGUCGCGCAUAGUGUCGCCUCAGCCCAGAGCAGGUAAUAAAACAAGCACCAGCACCAGGUGUUCACGCUAAUGACUUUCUUUAUACUGAACUGUGACAUUCUAGAACUAAAAUAAAGACAAUGCAAACAGACAAGAUGAAUGUUAUAUUUGCUACGGCCAGCAGAGGUCAUGACAUUACAGUGCACUUUAUUUGCAUUAACACUUAGAUUGAUUAGUACCAUGGUUGGAAGGAGAGCUUGGCUCCUGUGAAAGCCUUCUUUAAGACACUGAGGAGGAGCUCACUCUGAAACAUCAUCCAUUUUUGUAUCACAGGUUACAGACUUUGAUUUUAUGUACUAUGAUGUUCCUGAAAGAAAAAUUCAAUUCUUCAACAUCUUCUUCAGUAGUUGGCUGUGGGCUACUGGACUAAUAUGUUUCACCUCUCAUCCAAGAGGCUUCUUCAGUUCUGACUAACUAGUGGGAAGAACCAGGUAUUUAGUCCAUCUAUCUAUCUAUCUAUCCAUCUAUCCAUCUAUCCAUCUAUCUAUCCAUCUAUCCAUACAUACAUACAUCCGUCCAUCCGUGUAUAUUUAUGUCUGAGUGAACAGCCAGUGAUUUCUGAUCCUUAGAGACGUUCAGACAACACCGUAAACCCAGCCUCUAUCAGGAAUGUCAGGAAUGGCCUUUGGUUAGUCCUAAUAACGCUGAUCCUCAGUCUGUGUGAUUAGCUUUACUGAGCUGAAUCCAGACGGCGUGGAUAAGAUCUCUCUCAUUACCAUACAGACGUUUUUAUUCGUUUAUAGGGACCGGGUGUGGAUUGCCUGAGCUCGAGGGCAGAUGUCCCACCCAUUCCUUUUCUGUGUUCCUCUUCCUUACUUUGUACUCUCACUAUAGCACUCACAUGUGAGUUCUGCUGAGACCUGGAGGGCAGAAAACUGAAAUAGGUACAUAAAAACUGGAGUCUACACUGGUUCAUUUAGCAUCUCUUUGAAAUAAAGAGCAUGUUUGCAGGACAUCCACUGCUUCAGUUUCUCCUUCACUAUCGUCUUCUGGAUUCUCAUAUAUCUCCAAGUCUUUCUCUCUUUUCCUUUUCUUAGUGAGAACGGUGGUGACAACAGUAAACUUCAGGAGAAGCCCACACACACACACACUCUGCCCUCUCACCAUCGUCAACAACACGGUGUCAACAGUGGAAGGACCACCCUCUCACGGGGUCUGAGGUGGUCUUCACAUGCUGACACUGUCAGAGAAGAUCAUUGGUGCGUGUUUUUGGACUGUGGGAGGAAACCGGAGAAACCCCACGCACACAUGGGGAGAACAUACAAAGUCCAUGGAGGAAGGCCAUGUUCUGACCGGACCGUGAACCUGGGUCUUCUUACUUCAAAGGUGAUGGCUGUGCGUGGACGGAGGGGGAGGUCACCGCUCUGAGAGGGACCUCUUUACUCAGAGUAAAUAAUAAUGGAAUGUGAACUCAAACACAUCAGUCCACAUUAAGUGGGGCUUAUACAGCUUGGGCACCAGAUUAAACAAACAACAUACAGUGAGUGCAUUUACAGCAAAGAAAUCUAGCCAUGAAUGCACGUUCUGUCCAUCAAAGAAUGAAACUAGACAGCAUUUCCUGACUUGCAGUUCAUUGAGGAGUAUGUAGAAGCCUGUCACACAUCAGGUCCACAGUUAACUGUGAGUUGCACCCAGAUAAAUGUGAGCAGGCUCCACAGACUAAGAAUAAACAAGUGGGCAGAGUUUGAAGGUCUUGGAUUGGCCCAGAAGUUAUGAAGACAAAUAUUUCCCCUCUGGAUCAGUAAGGCGGGGAAAGAUCCCACCUUCGUGCUCCCUCAUUCCCGGGCUCGCUCCAGGAGCUCACAUAGACCUUCUCCCUGGAAAGAUGCUAUCGCUUCUCUGUCGUUCCCUCCUGCUCGUCCUCGCUCAACAGUGCUUCAGCAGGGUUCACAACAAUGGGCAGCUGCCGGCUCCUGGAGCCGGACAGUCCGCGGCCGAGAGGCGUCAGUUCUGCCAGUGGCCCUGCAGGUGUCGCCAGAGAGCUCAGUGCGCCCCGGGCGUCAGCGCCGUGCUGGACGGGUGUGGCUGCUGUAAGAGCUGUGCCAGGCAGAUUGGAGAGCCGUGCAAUGAGAGGGACGUUUGUGACCCACACAAGGGCAUGUACUGUGACUUUUCAGCUGACCAGCCGCGGUAUGAGGUCGGAGUGUGUGCAUACAUGAUGGCAGUGGGCUGUGAGCUGAAUGGAGUCCACUAUGAAAAUGGCGAAGCUUUCCAGCCCAGCCCCCUCUAUAAGUGCACAUGUAUUGCCGGUGCCAUUGGCUGCACCCCCGCUUUCAUUCAGAAGCCUGCCGGUCUCUUGGGCCCCGCCCCACUGAUGGGCAGCAGGCCAGCUGGCCUCCACAGUAAACAGAGUCCAAAGAAGAAGCAGCUGCAGGACACGACCUACAUGUCAGCUUACAGGAAUCCUCCUUUAGCCUGGAAGAAGAACUGUCUGGUGCAGACGACGCCGUGGUCUCCGUGCUCCAAGUCCUGCGGCCUGGGAAUCUCAGUGCGCGUCAACAACGACAACAGCAAAUGUGAGAUGAGGAAAGACCGUCGCCUGUGCCUGUUGAGACCAUGUGAGAAGAGUGUGCUUAAGGGCAUUAAGAUGCCAAAGGGAAAGACAUGCCGGCCCAAGUUCCAAGCAAAAACAGCGGAGAAGCUGACUCUCUCCGGCUGCACCAGCACCAGAACUUUUAAGCCCACUUACUGCGGAGUGUGCACAGACAAGCGCUGCUGUGUGCCCAACAAAUCACACAUGGUCAAGGUUGAAUUCACUUGCAAGGGAGGCACCAGAACACAGUGGAAGAUGCAGUGGGUGACGUCCUGUGUGUGUCAGAGGAAGUGCAGCGAUCCAGAGGACAUGUUCUCUGACCUGCAGUUACUCUGAUGGACAAGUCCAGAGAAGCCCAGAGACAGUGGGCGGACUAAGAACUGGGAAAGACAACGUCUUCAGUCUUUAAGUUCUUCCCAAAGAGACUUUUAUGAUGUGAUUAUUAUGAGCCUUGUGCAAUAAUAACAUGGACUACAGCCAGUGGAGGAGCUGUUACAGCACUUCUAACUCAUAACCUCGUGAUGCAAUGGCCUGGAAGCCUGAAAUGUCAGAGUUUUGAUAUUUAAUCAGCCAUGAAAUAGAUUAUUAGGGUGUAUAGCUUAUAAAGGUAUACACAAAAUA